Funneliformis geosporum is the source of this 483-nucleotide messenger RNA. NCBI's taxonomy places the organism in Eukaryota, Fungi, Glomeromycota, Glomeromycetes, Glomerales, Glomeraceae. The record is from the annotation of a GenBank genome assembly.
AUGAGAUUUAGUGAUAAAAUAUUAAACCGAAUAGCAGAAUCAUAUCCUAAUCUGAAGUACUUCAACUUGGAAAGGUAUGAUGGUAAUAGAUUAAUAACUGAUAAAGGUCUAUAUGCAAUUGCAAAUUCAUGCUAUAAAUUAGAAUAUCUGAAUAUUUCUAGUUGCAAAGAAUUUUCUGAAAUAGCGAUUUGGAAUGUUAUUCAUUCUUAUCUGAGGAUUCAAGAUAUAGGAUUUAGUAAUAGAGCAUUAGAACUGAUAGUGGGUUCAUACCCGAAUCUGAAGUAUCUCAAUUUGUGCAAUGAUCAGUCAGAUAGCUUUAGAAGCUUUCGUGCUCAAGGAGAGGAUGAUGAAGAAAUUGCUAGAUCAUGUCUUAAUUUAAAAUAUCUUAAUCUGGAAGGGUGUGAUAAUAUUAGUAAAGAAGCUGUAGAUCAGCUAAAUCCAAAUACUCAUGUCAAGAAUUUCCAGGAUCCGAAUGAUAUUUGA